Molecule: messenger RNA, 1035 nt
Organism: Salvia miltiorrhiza (redroot sage)
Lineage: Eukaryota; Viridiplantae; Streptophyta; Magnoliopsida; Lamiales; Lamiaceae
Exons: 2
Coding region: 123-941 (272 amino acids)
Source: RefSeq, a predicted model, not a curated record
UUAGCCUAAAAAAUCUAAACUGAAGAGGAAGAUAGUGCUUACCCCAAGCAGGGCUCCUCAUCAGUCAUCCCACAGUAUCCAUAUAUAUCCUUAUAUCAGUAAAAAGAGGUGUAUAGAUAAGCAUGCGGAGGUCCUUGGGCGGCGGCGGCGGCGGCGGCAGAGGUAUGGGCGGUGGCAUGAUCAGAACCUUCCAGAGGGCUGUCAAGGCUGGGGUCGGCGGCGCACCACCGGACACCAUUGGUGGUGGAAUACCCAAGAAGCUUAACAACACAUCUCCCAACACUGCUUUAACUCUUUUUUCUCCAUCUUUCUCUUCAACGCUGAAUCUUCCGGCACCUGCGCCGGCGUGGAUCUCUUCUUCUUCUUCCACCGAUGGAUCGGAGUGGGAGUAUGUUGAAUUCGAAGAUGAGACGGUGGCGCGUGGUUUGCACGACGAUUAUGUGUUUGGAACUGUUCCAUCUACUGAUGAGGUGCAUCAUGCAGUUUCUGCACUUCAACAGGCCGUAGGUUGGUCGGCAAAAGUAGGAGAUAGUGAAAUGGAUUGGAUUGAACCCUCGCAACAUGAUGUGGUGAGUGAUGCCUUCCAUUUAUUGGAGACUGAACCUUCGGUGCAGAGAAUGGUUGUUUCUUUAUCAUCUGAUCAGGCGGUGUGGGAUGCAGUCCUCAACAACGAGGUCGUGAGGGAGCUCCGAGGAUCAAUCCAUGGGGUUGUUGGGGAGAGCGAUGGAGACGACAGCAACAACAUCCUGGGUUGGGUUGUUAGGUUUGCCAAGGGCAAAAUCAUGCAGCUGCUGGACCUCAUCACCAAGCUUGUGAAUAGUGAUGAGAAGAAGGGAGAUGGAGAUGAUGGGUUGGAUGUGAAAGUGAGAAGCUCCUUCUUCCUCUCACUCAUGGUACUACUUGUUGUCAUCCUCGCUCGAACCAAGACCACCAAUGCCUGAUCACAAUUCGCUGACUUUACCAUGCUUCUUCCUUGUUCAACUCUACACAUCAUUUUGAUCGUUGAUAUGAAAUAAUUUUAGGCCAUGCUUCAAA